AUGAUGAGUCAUGGUGAUCAAAAUGAUGACGAGUUUGUGGAUGGGUUUACUUCUCCUCUGCACAUUCUUGGUGAAACAAUAGACGAGAACAGAUUCCUCAGGUUUCAGUACAUUCUGAAUGCAGCAACCACACCCUGCUCAAAAAUAAAUGACGAGUCUCUUACAUACCUCAAUCAAGGUCAAUCAUACGAGUUAAAAUUGAAACGAUUGGGGGAUGCCAUAACUGGUGAUCGUUAUUUGAGGCAUUAUUCUAAGUCCCAACAAAAUCAAAAAAGAAUCACGAUGUCUGCUAUGGCUAGAGGAACCGAAACAAUGGGAACGUGGCGUGACCCGAAAAAAAUAACGCAGAGGAAUAGACCACUUUGUUCACUGCGCAGAAAAACGGUAAAAUAUAUUUAA
This is a messenger RNA of Helobdella robusta, 399 nucleotides long. RefSeq lists its product as hypothetical. Gene Ontology annotation, cellular component: nucleus. NCBI's taxonomy places the organism in Eukaryota, Metazoa, Annelida, Clitellata, Rhynchobdellida, Glossiphoniidae. The transcript is spliced from 5 exons. Gene Ontology annotation, molecular function: RNA polymerase II cis-regulatory region sequence-specific DNA binding; DNA-binding transcription activator activity, RNA polymerase II-specific. Gene Ontology annotation, biological process: regulation of transcription by RNA polymerase II. The record is from RefSeq and is a predicted model, not a curated record. Bases 1 to 399 code for a protein of 132 amino acids.